Messenger RNA from Sugiyamaella lignohabitans, 3465 nucleotides. It is a transcript of the gene VPS3, whose product is annotated as CORVET complex subunit VPS3. Gene Ontology annotation, biological process: autophagy; endosomal vesicle fusion; vesicle-mediated transport. The coding region runs from base 1 to 3465 and encodes 1154 amino acids. Gene Ontology annotation, cellular component: cytoplasm; fungal-type vacuole membrane. Lineage: Eukaryota; Fungi; Ascomycota; Dipodascomycetes; Dipodascales; Trichomonascaceae. The record is from RefSeq and is a predicted model, not a curated record. The transcript has a single exon.
AUGGAGAGUGAUCCAUACAUCAUCGCAUCUAAACAGAGAACACAUUCAAAGAAAAGAAGACCAGUAUCACAGAUUGUAAUUUUACCAACUAUAUCGCGAGCAUUGGUGUUGAGCCAGUCGACAACCUCUGUAUUUACACUGCCGGAAUUUGCUCCAUGUAGUAAUGUCGGGUCGAUGCGAGAUGUUAACGCAUUGUCACGGGAUAUUGACGAUUUUACAGUACUUAAUGAACGUGGUGAUAGUGAAUUUGCUGAAGUAACGGUGUUUUCCAAAUCUGCCAUCCGGCUUGUGAAAGUUUUUGGCGAAAGUUUGAAAUUGGCGGGAAAUAUUGAAUACCCAGGGGUGUUGAAUGGAGUUCGAAGAUCUUCAUAUGCUUUGGUUGUAAACAAUGAGUCGUAUGAUUUACUAGAUUUAAAGCAUGUAAGAAAGGUUCCUCUAUUUCCGUUGAGGGCUGCAGGAGAAGAUGAAGACCAAGACAGUGAAACGAGGGAAGAAGACACUUACGCCCAGAAACAACCAGGUACUACUACUGAAACGGCAGGUACUGAGGGCGAGACAAAUGCUAGUCCAACAGUCGAGCAAUCCGCUGAGACAGAACCUGUGGGAACGACAUUGACUAAUAAACAGGUUCCUGAGAUUGCCAAGGAAGAGGGAGAUGAUUCAAAAACGGGCACCGAAGAGAGUAAGACAAUCACUGAGACUAGUGCUCAAAGUACAACAGAAGAAGUUGAUAAGGCAAAGGAUGAAUUAACAGAACCUGGAUCAGAAGCAGAUAAAAAGUCUAAUGUGGAAACUGAUCCUACCAAUACUAUAAAGGUUGAAGAAGACGCUGGAAUGGAGGUUUCCGUGGAUUCCACUACUGAAGUUACUACAGAACCUUCGACUCAGCCAGCUCCUGAGGUAAAAGUGGGUGAAACGGCAACAAGUGAAGGAUCCACUACAGAGCCUUCGACUCAGGUAGCAACAGAGCUAAAAAUAGGCGGAACAGCAACAACUGAAGGAUCUCACAUACAAAGACCACGAGCUGGUAAAGGACAUGCUCCAGCUGUAUCAAUCCAUUCUAUUCAGUCGACUGGGUCAGUCGAGAGCGCUGAGAGUAAACCAAGCUCGAGUCCCGUCUCGACGACUUCAGCUACAUUUCCAUCCAUGGAAGGCGUACCAACUCCCACUACAGAGGUAGAAGGAAGUAAGAGCGACCAUUCAGCGACUGGCAAGUCUAAAUCCAAAAAGCAUGCCGAUCCCAUAAAACCUAUUAUAGUCCCUGUAGCCAGUGAUGAGUUUCUGGUUACUAGCGGAACGUCAGCUGUGGACAGGGCAAUGGGAUUGGUUGUUAAUGUUGAUGGAGAAAUAUCUCGUGGAACUAUUGCCUGGUCUAAAUACCCUUCAUCUGUGGCCGUAGAUUAUCCUUAUGUUGCCGCUGUUAUUGAUAAUCAAGUCCAGUUGCACUCAUUGCAUGAUCAAAAACUUGUUCAGACUGUAGAGUUUCCAUCCAAGCCUCUUGUGACUACAGUUUUGGCACCUUACAAAACCCCGUACACAGUACUUGUUAACAAAAUUGUACUCGCUCCUUUGGCUGUUGAAGAUAUUAAAUCACCGGACGUAGUGAGCAGGAUGUCCUCUGAGAGAGACACCGCGUGUAAAAUAUCCAUCUGUUCAUCGACCCUCUUUGCAUACACACCAGAAGCUGGUGUCGAGUGUCUUAUUCCUACCCCUCGAUUUCUUAGUCUUGAAAAACUCGUUCUUGUAAAUGGUCAGGUAGAUGACGUUUACGAUGAAAUAGAGAGAAUGGAUUUUUCCACUGAACUGGCUGUAACUCAACUACAAUACCUUAAUCUUUUGAUUGGCUUAUACUAUCUUCGAGAAGCUAAUCACACUCCUAGUCACUUUAGUGACGUGACCAAGACGUGGCUGGUGGCAUCCCUUGACCCUCGGAUUAUGAUUUUUAUUUUUGACAAGAAAAAUGUCAAGGGUGAAGUAUGGGUGUUUAACGGAGUUAUUUCGUUUAUAGAGACUUUACAGAAGACAUAUUCGUCGUCUAUGUCCAAGCUGUCUGAAAACGUCGUUUCAUUCCUGAAAACGUUCUAUAAAGACUGGUUUAAAAAGAGAGAGAUGGCCAGUUUAGGGCUGGCUGAUAAAGAAAAUGUAUUCAAGUCGUUAGAACUGUCAUAUUUGGCAUUUCUUUUGAAGUGCGAAGAAAAGAGUAAGGCCAGUCAGCAUGAUCUGAUCCAUGCAAUUGACAAUGAAAUCGUCCUGGCAACAGAUGAGUCGAUAGAGCUGUUACGACAACAAAAAAAAUUCUUUUACCUCUCUCAUAUGUAUAAUAAGCUCAAAAUGCCAUCAGAACUACUAUCAUGUUGGAAAGAAAUGCUACUUGAAACCAACCCUGCUUUUGCUAAUGGAGAAACUACUAUGGCUGAGUAUCUGAUCAAUGAGUGCGAGGAUGAGGGAUUAGUCUGGGACUACGGUGCUUGGCUAGUCCAAACAUAUCCAAAGACAGGAAUAAAGGUGUUUACAAGUCCAGACCUCAGGGUAAACAUCAAUGAGAACCAAGUUGUAGCGGUACUCAAGUCUAUGAACAAUGACGAGGCCUGGAGACAAUAUUUAAAGUUUUUGGUUUACGAGAAAAACCAGACUUUGUUUGCGUCAGAUCUUGCAACUGUCAUGCUCUUGGAUAUAGUUGACAAGAUUUCCAAAAACCCUGACGUUAGGAAGAGCUUGAUGGACAAUUACGACAUAUAUAAGGCACUUCCUGUUCCUAAACCGGCAUAUAUUCCUUUCCUUCGAAAUAAACUACAAAACUCACAGCCAGUGGUUCCCACUAAGAGCAAGGGGUUGCUUCUGAAAUCGACUAUUGCAGCACCUGCCGCUUCUUUGUCUCCUUUUGAAGAAGUCAUGAAAAUGCGCUUAGAACUGAUGGAGUUGGUCGAUUCCACAUCGGACUUUGAUUACACUAGUUUGAUGCACCUGAGCCAGGAUGAGCCUGACACGCUUCUAAUCGAGCAGUGUGUGGUGUUUGGUCACUUAGGAAUCCAUGAGCAAUGUUUGGAUAUCCUCUGCAACCGGCUCACCGAUUAUAAAACCGCCAUUGAUUAUUGCAUUUACGGAAGAAUACCAAUCUCGAUGACGAUACUGGAGCCACUUGAUUCACAGAUCCAGAAAGACCUUUUCCGACAACUCUUCCUUCGGUAUUUGAAAGUACCGGAUCCCGGGACCCGGAUCGCAUGUACACGGAUUCUUCUCGAGCAGUGGGGCAAUCGUCUGGACGUCUCGCUUGUGCUGUCAAACUUACCGGACAAUUGGCCGGUCGAAGUAGUCAGCGGGUAUCUAUCACAGUUCUUCAAGCGCACCAUGGCCGACCAGAACCAAGCAUCAGUUGACCGUUCCCUCGCCCGGUCUGAAAACCUAUUUAUAUCCCAGCAGCUCUUAGAGCUGAGCAAAAUUGCAUAUACACCCUCAGAUAUUUAA